Messenger RNA from Coccomyxa subellipsoidea C-169, 2318 nucleotides. RefSeq names its product Diaminopimelate epimerase-like protein. NCBI's taxonomy places the organism in Eukaryota, Viridiplantae, Chlorophyta, Trebouxiophyceae, Coccomyxaceae. Gene Ontology annotation, molecular function: isomerase activity. Gene Ontology annotation, cellular component: cytoplasm. The record is from RefSeq and is a predicted model, not a curated record. Bases 113 to 1000 code for a protein of 295 amino acids. The transcript is spliced from 6 exons. Gene Ontology annotation, biological process: biosynthetic process.
GAUGCCAUCGUCGCAUGAAUUGGCCUUGCAACAUCGGUACAGUAUACGGAAGACAGCUUCCUGGGAAGUUAUUGAGCUUGGGCACUGGGCAAAUCGCCAAGUCCCACUCCUCAUGGCCAGCUCGAUUCCUCUGUACCAGGUCGAUGCCUUCAGUCAAGAUCGGUUUCAUGGAAAUUCGGCUGCUGUAUGCAUCCUGACGGAUCCAUCAAAUGCAUUUGUGGAUGAUGCGACCAUGGCCAAGAUAGCCAACGAGAUGAACUUAUCUGAGACAGCGUUCUUGGAGCCCUCAGUUUCUGGCGAAAAGGGGCGCUUCAAGCUCAGAUGGUUCACACCCAGUGUUGAGGUGGAUUUGUGCGGCCAUGCCACAGUCGCCACUGCAGCCGCCCUGAUCCAAGGUGAGGGGCUGCAAGCGGACGUGCUGCAAUUUGAGACAAGGAGCGGCACGCUCACAGUGAGGCACCGCGAAGAUGGGCAGUACCACUUGAGCGUGCCCAGUUACCCGCCGGCAGACGACUUCCCAGGCUCCCCCGAACACAGAAUUGCCAUUCUUCAGGCGGUGUUUGGAGCCGGCAAUGUGGACAUGGCGGCCAGCCUGCAUUACAGCAGCAAGCUGCGCUACUUAAUGGCCGUGUGCCGGGAUGGCACCACACGCGAGCAGCUGCAGUCCCUGGCGCCCGAUUUCAGGUCCCUUAAAGAGGCGUGCCAGGGCAGCGGAGUCUUUGCCAUCAUGGUCACGGCUGCAGACCCGAGCGGGGAGCACGAUCUGCUGCUGCGCUUUUUCGCGCCGAUGGCCGGCAUCGAUGAGGACCCCGUAACGGGCUCAGCCUACGCCGUGGCGGGACCAUUCUGGGCGCAGCGCCUGAACAGGCGGCGGCUGUGCGCGCGGCAGUGCUCCCCCCGGGGCGGUGACAUAACAGUGACGCCGGAGGCCGAGCCGGGGCGCGUCGACGUCGCCGGGGCCGCCGUGAUUGUCUCUAAGGGCGUUCUCUACCUCGACUGAGCGGGAAUGACAUUGCUUGCACCUUGAGGCUGGCUUCUCCUGUCUUGAUGGCAUAGUACUCCUUGCAAAGCUGAUGGGAACAAAGCCAUGUCCACGCAGUUGGACAGUAGACUCUUGGAGAGGCACUAAGAGUCUGCCUGCGUACCAUGCAAAGUGCACUGCAUUGGCAAUUGGCAAUGUGCAGGACACUGUACUAUCGGAGUUGUGAAAAAGACAUGCAAGCAAACGUUCUGAUGAUAGACAAAUUACCGGAGUGCUGCUGACCAGGGAAUUCAGGGAGUGAACUGUUGAACAGUCGAGUUCCUGUCAAAAGCACAGUUCUGUCAAUGCUUAGGAGUCCCCUGUGCUGACGCUCUAACGAAGUGAUGAAGCAUGGGAGAGUAACAAUCGUGCAGCUGACAGUUGUCCAUGCCUCCUGUCCAGCAUUAAGGCUGUCCCAUCUGGUCACCUCCAUCAGCACAUUGUAGCCAGUGCGUCUUUGUUUGGAUGAUCUAUACCGAAUGCAAUGUUGUAAUGGGUGCUUUGCGCUACCUUGGUUUAAUGGCAUGCACUGAUUGAAAGCAGUGAUGCCUACAGGUAAACCGCUGUUCAGUACGUACUAUAGUCUACUUCACAGAUACUAGCUAGUUCAAAGAUUCUUCAGAAGAAUAUGGUAUUUUGCUCGGAGUGUAUUUACAUCUUUUGAUAUGGCCCAUCCCGAAUCAUCACAGCCAAAUGUCUGCAUGCCAAAAGAUGUUGAUAAAUUAGUUUAAUCGUCCAAAGGCACACACACUUGGAUACUAUGCCACGUCAAGCACGAUGGCAAAUCUCUUCCAGUCAAACAUCACUGGAUCCGAAGACACUGUGCAAAUAAUUAUUUCUCUCACACUCAAUUUAGCAGCCUGCGUCUAAAUGUGUACCGACACACCCAGGGCAUUCAUCAUGCCUGACAUAGAUGUUCAGGAGAGAUGUCUGGGGUAUGUCGGGCUAGAAAUCACAUACAACACAAGCAAAUCAGCACACCGUACAUCCUCACCAUUGAUGUGCAGUGCUGAACAUCAACAUAGGAGGUGAACAAUGGGCUGCACACGACCCCACUUCACUCCCCUUCCAUGGGGCACAUUCAAAAUUGGAAGGGGAGGUGCGGCUCAAGUGCUACACUUGCCAAUGCACAAUUUCGGAAGCUUUCAGCGCCAACAAUUUUGUGGCCACCGAUGUAGAAUCUGCUCCAAAAUCCGUGUCCACAUACACGCACAACAGACUGCUCGAAGCUUUGCCCUUCGAAACAUCAGUCGUAAUCUUUCUACAAAAUUGUAGGCGAUACCCAAUGCCAAUGCAG